CCUGACCAUCUCUACGUGUCACUAAAUGAACCCAAACUCCUCUGCUAUGUACUAUAACGCAGCUGCAACCAAUAUGAGCUCAACUUCCCUUGCUUGCUAGAACAAGACACAAUUUUUCAGUUUUCACCGUCAUAGAUUUACCGAUCAUCAGUUUAUUUCCGGCUAUAAAUAGAAAGCAUCGGAAGUUCCAGAACACCGAAGAUGAUUAAUGCAAUCAGAUCGAUAAGAAAGCAGUCAACAUCUUUGCCGAUCACACCGUCUCUGCGUUCAUCAAGUUACUUAGGUCAGAAAGCCUCACGGGUCGGAUUCAGGCAGGCCUCCGCCACAACUAAGUCAACUGAGCCGGAAAGCGAUCCCGAAAUGGACGAGAAUGCAGCUCAUAACCCACACAUUAAAUCUGGGGACUUGAUGUCUCAUUCGUUUGGGGAGGGGUACGCGACGCGGUGCGAGGAUGAUGGAUUUGGAGGGAUAUAUGGGGGAAACCAGACGGUUGCCAAAGCUGAUCAAGAACAACUCAUCCAUGAGAACCACCAUGCUUAUGAUAAGACUCAGGGAAGUGAGGUUAAGGAGAAGGAGAAAGCUCGACACCAGAUGGAGCCCAAAACUAAUUAGGCUGGCUACACCCUUGAGCAGGGGCCAAACCCCCUCGGCUCCUCCUAUAUAAGAUGUUGUUUUCGAAUUAAGUAGUACCUCUUUCGUUUUUGUUUCCAGUUCUAUGUUUUUUCGAAGAACGGAUGGACGCUAGAAUAUAGAUGUAGCAGUCAUGGGUAUGUGACUAGCUCUGUGCCUAUGUGAUGUACAAGAAAUAAUGUAUUUGUUUUUGUUAAUUUGUUUUUGGGAUGGGUACGUAUCUGCAUCCUCAGAAUCAGUAUAUGAACCGUACUAGCUAGCUCGACUAGUAUCCGAGUCCAAGCCGGUUUUCACUAGAGCAAUAAGAUCUCAUUGGUCCAAGGUGUUUUUAAUCUUGCAAGUCCGCAUAUAUCUGAUACUUUUUUGAUGUAUUUUUACUAGCGUUAUAUGAAUCCUUGAGUUGUGAUGGUCUUUAGCAU
Molecule: messenger RNA, 1049 nt
Organism: Fragaria vesca subsp. vesca
Lineage: Eukaryota; Viridiplantae; Streptophyta; Magnoliopsida; Rosales; Rosaceae
Exons: 2
Coding region: 202-612 (136 amino acids)
Source: RefSeq, a predicted model, not a curated record